CUUGUAGAAUAGAUCUACGACCUUUACAAUAAUUGAGUCCAUUGUUUCCUCUCUUUGCGACUAUUUGAUUUACAUAGCCUUCUUAUAGUAUGUUGUAUAGUUACACAACAGUUUUUUUUUCUGAAUCGGUUGGCUACUGCUAAACUACCAAGUUUCACAAACACUGAUCCGCUUUACCGCCCAAAAGACACAAAGAAAAGGAAGUUAAACUUUUUUUGAUGAAAAUUAGACUGUUUAAUCAGACCGUCAUCUAACUUAAAGAGCAAAUAAUUAGACACAUUCGUAUCUCUUUGUUCUAAAGUCUCUGUAGCCUACCGAACAAUUUAAUGGGCAAAUCCGUCCCUAAAUGUUGCUUUUAAUGUGCUUUACUUUUGUCAACUUCGUUCUUUACUACCAUCACUAUUCUGGCUGUGUGCACAUUGUGUAGGAAAGCGAGAAGCAGAGCGUUCUGUCAACUGGUCUGUGGAGGAGACCCAGGCGCUGCUGUGCGCUUGGAGCGAUGAAAGGGUCCAAAAGUCUCUCUCCGAGAACCUGCGGAACAAGCAUGUGUUCAAGCACCUCUCUGCCCGAAUGAGCUCCCUGGGUUUCUCGCGCAGCCCUCACCAGUGUCGGCUGCGCGUGAAGACGCUGAAAGCCAACUAUGUGCGAGCCAAGCUCCUGAGGAGCGUGGACGGAGGGCAGCCGUGCACGUUCAGGUAUUACGCGGAGAUGGACGCGGUUCUGGGAAGAACGCGGUCCACUGAGCACGGUAUCCACGUAAUCUCCGAAGUUAAAUCGGAGGACGACCGCGAGGCAUCCACGGACGAGUUCGAGUUUAGCAACCCCGGCUUCUCACAGUCCCUGCCCGUUGAAGGCCCUGCUGUUUUUAUGGAACCACAUAUUGCUUCAAUACCUACAACCAUGUCCGUGGAAGAGGACCUGAGCUCCAAAACUCCAACACCACCCCUUCCACCACCACCGCCGCCACCGCACCCCCUGUCCCCACCCGCGGCAGACCCCGGCAGGCCCCAGCCCCUGGAACCGGCGAUCCGGUACCUGGCCGACUGCUUCCAGCGGAUGCUGUGGGAGUGGCGGCGGCUGGUGGAGCAGCUGGAGGGCCAGCGGCACGAGCAGGCGCGCUGGCAGCAGGAGCUCCUGGGCAGGUGGCUGGAGCAGCAGGACCGGCGGCAGCAGGAGGCCGCCGAGCGGGAGGCCCGGCGGGAGAGGGCGCGCAUGGACCACGAGCUCCGUGUCCUGCAGCUGCUCACCGGCCUGCAGCGCCCCCCGCCCUGCCAGUGCGCCCAGCGCACAUCCGCCCCCCAGCACAGACUGCCCCCCCACGACCGCGGCACGCAGGAGAGGACAGACCAGGGGGCAGAGUGAAGCCUCUACUCCUGAACACACCUGUACUGCCCACAGGAUCCAGGCUCUCCAGCAUUUAAAUUAAAUGUAUUUAAAUUUUUAUUUUCUUUUUCUACAAGAUGCUCAGUUGUGCUCUAUAAACUUUUGUCAGAGGUCUGAAAUGAGUAACUUUGCAACCAGAUGUAAUCUUAUUGGUCAAGCCUUUUGAGUUUUAAACUUUAGUUACACAAAUUGUAAAUCUAAGAAGUGCUUAGAUUAAUUAACUAAAAUAAAUUAAAUUAAAAUAAACAAAAAAAAUCAUCAUGGUUUUAAGCACCCUGUAUGAUGGUUCUUGUCUUGCCCCCUACAUUGAAAAUCAUUUACAAUAAUUGUCUUUACAGAUUACUCUAUUUAGUGUUGUACAUACAAGACAGUGUGUUGCCACCAGACAUGAUAAAACAAGACAAUCAUUUCAGGAAAUCUCAACAGUCAAGAAUAUUGUAAUGUAAAUAAAUGUACAGCACAUAUAGCCUUGUUUUAUAAAAUUUCGAUUUUUGUACCAAUAAAAAUGUUUGGUAUCAUUUGAUUU
Anguilla anguilla (European eel) is the source of this 1909-nucleotide messenger RNA. RefSeq names its product chromatin modification-related protein EAF1-like. Bases 571 to 1362 code for a protein of 263 amino acids. The record is from RefSeq and is a predicted model, not a curated record. The transcript is spliced from 2 exons. NCBI's taxonomy places the organism in Eukaryota, Metazoa, Chordata, Actinopteri, Anguilliformes, Anguillidae.